Stereum hirsutum FP-91666 SS1 is the source of this 3183-nucleotide messenger RNA. RefSeq lists its product as uncharacterized. The transcript has 14 exons. Gene Ontology annotation, cellular component: equatorial microtubule organizing center; gamma-tubulin complex; centrosome. Gene Ontology annotation, biological process: cytoplasmic microtubule organization; microtubule nucleation; mitotic cell cycle. Gene Ontology annotation, molecular function: microtubule minus-end binding; gamma-tubulin binding. NCBI's taxonomy places the organism in Eukaryota, Fungi, Basidiomycota, Agaricomycetes, Russulales, Stereaceae. The record is from RefSeq and is a predicted model, not a curated record. Bases 1 to 3183 code for a protein of 1060 amino acids.
AUGGCCACCAGUCGUUGGAUCGAGAGGGUGCAGGACGGUAACAGACACAAGAAUCCUGGGAUAUGGCAUGAUCGAAAUAUUGGCCCAUUGGUUAAAGGACAAACAUUGAUUACCAACGUCACUGGUCUAUCAACGGAAAAUGACGAGGACAACUUUCGUAUUGCUCUCGACUUUGUGACCACCAACUUGGACUACGCUGUCAAGGCCGGUCCCAGCGCAGACCCGAGUGCUAUAGACAGACAAAUCAAGGGUCAUGCUCGAAAGGCUCGUAUCAACUCUCAAGACACUUUAGCUGAUGCCUUAGAAACAUCCUACGCAAGACUGAAAAACCACUUGGAAGAGACCAAGGACCUUGACCAGGAGAUUCAGCUAUCCCAUCUUCCGGAUCAUGUCCGGUUAUUGCUGCAACUUGCGCAACCGCCAUCUCAGGCAGCUUUGGAUCAUGCUUCACAAAGUCUCGCAAAUACUCGCAAUCCUCCACCGCCACCGGCUACCUUGACUUGGAAAGAUAUCCUCGCUGAGGAGCCAUUCGAGGGUGAACAUUGGGAAGGAGUAUAUGGCUUACCUCCUGGAAGCACCGUAGAGGGGUGGGAAACCCACAGCAUCGAAAGCACGCCGCCACUCUCGCCCCUGGGCUCCGACGAGUUUCAGGAUCUUGAACGGUCUCAGUCCUCGCUCGAGUCACCCUUUUGCCCAGAGCCUCCAUCACCAGUGGCACUUGAUGCAAGCAACGGAAAUUUGCCUAUCCUUCAUGAUCCGUAUUCCCAUCGUCGAGACGUAGAGGAACUUCAAGAUAGGCAAUACUUUAGGGCCGAUUGGCGGACAGAUACUUCCCUAACCGCGCCUUUCGAUCUGGGAGAUGCUGCCACACUUGGUCCAUCCAUGACUUACGCCUUGGCUGAGCACCCGACGUUGCAAAUAGACAGUCCUGGAAAAGACAGAUAUAUCCACGAACAUGACGCCAUGCGGGAGGUUUUGAUGGCGCUUCAAGGACGGAAGAAUCUACUUUUGAAGUGGACGUAUCAUGAGAAGACUAAGUUCUCAUACACGCGACCUCAUGACGCCCCCCGUCUGGUCCAUCUCACUCUUACCUCGCAAGUAUCCAUCCUGGAAUCUUUCGCUCGGACGGCUACGACUGUGGAGCAUUUGCGAAAGUUCACUGCUUGCAUCACAUCCAAAGCAUCGCAGGUGGUAGACAUCGCUACACCUCAUGCUUCUCACCUGUCUGGGUACAGUCGCCGUAUCACCCGCACUCUGGAGGCCUUGUCCGAAUCAUUGGACCGCGAACUCCAUGCUUUCGAAGCCUGGUGUGCUCAGAAAGAAGAACAGCUAUGUCUCGCUCGUGCAGGACUGGGAGAUGUGCUCGUCGUUAGCCUCCUAAGCCUCGAAAAAUCCAUCCGGGACACCUUCUCCAAUACGUUCCCCGUUUUGUUGGACGUUCUUAGGAGGGUUUUACGCCGUACAUCCCGAUCUGCUGACCCCGAAGCCGAAGUAUGGACGCUCGCAGAGCUGCCUGCUCGUAUGGCGCCCUCAUCAGUGACCACUCUCUUCCUCGACACACUCCUACUCUCUGUUCAAGAGUACAUCUCAAUGGGCGACAUUAUCACAUCUGACGCCCUCAUGCGUAUAUUUGUGGAGGCAACCGAACCGGUGUGGACAAUGGUCGGUCGGUGGUUGAGAGACGGCAUGCCGGUCCAAGACCCGUCGUUGAGACGUGGACUACAAAACUACGCAUCCCUAGACGACGAGUUCUUCAUUGAGGAUAACGAGCUCACACUUAUGGAUCCAGACUUCUGGACCGAGGGUUUCAUGAUUCGCAACCACUUCGACGAAGGGGAACACGUCAGUCGCGAUUCAUUGCCGAACUUCUUGGUACAUAUCGCCCCCCUGGUACUCAGUGCGGGCAAGGCGAUUGGGUUGCUACGUGCCCUAGAUGUACCAUUGGUCACGGAAGGCCUCCCCCAAUCCGACACCCGGUGGCCCAUGUUCCAUGAACUACUGGAAAAAGCUGCCCAAGGACUUGGAGUGAAGUCGAUAUCGCCGGACGAGCUGGAACAUGUGGUUCAUGAGAAGUUGAGAGAGCGUUGCCAGCCGGUCUCCGCUCAGGUUGCGCAGGUCGUCGGAGACGAAUGUGAUCUGUGGCUUCACCUCACUGCCAUCGAGGAUUUGUACCUCAUGAGGAAGGGAGAUGCAAUGUCUCAUUUUGCUGAUGUCUUAUUUGCUAAGAUGGACGGUCAACAAACAUGGACGGACUUCCACUUCCUCAAUAGCGCCUUUCGCGACAUCACCGACACACGUACAAAUAGGUGGAUAGAUUCAUCGCUCGUGCGGCUCUCUUAUCGUGGAUCACGAGAAAGAUCGGCCACCGGGACCGUAAAAGCGCUAGACGGAUUAUCUGUCGAGUAUGCAGCCCCGUUCCCUUUGACGUAUAUUUUUGGCCCCAAAACGAUCCAAGUAUAUGGAUCGAUACUCGUCUUCAUGCUCCAGAUCAGGCGAGCCCAGAGUGUCCUUGAUCGCAUAUUACUCUUCUAUGCAAUGAGAAGCAAGUUGUCCUGGUUUGUGAACACCCUGUUCGAUUUCAUCGCGACACAUGUUCUGCAUGCACAGCUGCUCAAGUUUCACGCGUCGUUGCGCAAAGCCAAGUCUCUUGAUGAGAUGAUCAAACUGCAUGACGAUCAUCUCAACAAGCUUGAGGGCCGAUGUCUGCUGCAAGCCAAGACGUCAGCUUUGCUACGGUCAAUUCUGUCAAUUCUCGACAUGAGCCUCUACUUCAAUGACUGCUUUGUCGCAUUCGCCGGCGACGUCACGCACGAUAUUUCCCGCCCAUCACUUACCACUAAUCGGACCCGUCAUCGCAGCCGUCGGCAACGUAGACAACGUAGGAACGUCGUUAGUUUCUUCGAUUCCAGACACGAUCUACAUGAGAGCUCAAGCUCUGAAGACGAGGACGAAGAUGAAGACCUCUUACAAGGGGCUGGCCCUGAGUCUUCGUUCACCAUGGCCUCAGCGUCAGGAUCAUUUGCGGAGGAAGGAUUCGGGACUCGGAUUGAUAAGAUGUCUUCGGAGUUGGAAGGGCUCGUCAGGUUCGUCAGGAGAGGGGUUGAAAGUCUGGCAGGUGGGGCGUCGGAGGCUGCUUCGGCGUUUGGUGUAUUCGCGUUUGCAUUAGAAGACUGGAAUUCUUAG